UAAUUCCACAAAUCUUCCACCCCAACACACACGCACACUUUCUCUCUCCAUCUCUCUCUCUCUCUCUCUCUCUCUCUCUCUAGAGCGUGCUUGGUGGGGGAAAAUAUAAAUCCCCUGAUUGUCAAGCUUCAGCGAAUCUCUGCCCACCGCCCAAUCUUCUGGAUAGGAGGCAGCAGCAGCAGCAGCAGCAGCGGCAGCGAUCAUGAGGGCUCCGAACAUGGCCGCGAUCACCGCGUCCCUCGAGAGGUCCCUGCAGAACUGCUCCCUCAGCCGCCACCGUCGCCGCGGCGGCGGCGGCGCCUCCUCCUCCUCCGGGGACGGCAUCGGCCGCUCGUCCAGCUCUGACGAUCUAGCCCAGUCGUCGGCCCACAAUCCCGGCCACGACGACGCCGCCCUCGAGCUCAACUCCCACAUUUCCCUCCCUUACCAUUGGGAGCAAUGCCUCGAUCUAACGACGGGAGAGAUAUACUACAUCAACUGGAGAAACGGGACAAAAGCGAAAGAAGACCCAAGGCUAAAGCGGGACGCAGAUGAAGACGAAAACGACGGAGGCUUCUAUUCGACGGACGAGAGCUCCUACGACAGCGAGGAAUCGUCGUCAGAGUCGUCGCAUUCCACAUCGAGGACAGCGGUGACAAGGGAUCAGCAACCGCGGGGCGAGAAGGACCACGUCCUGGUCGUCGCGGGCUGCAAGAUCUGCCUAAUGUACUUCAUGCUGCCGAAGCAAGUGGAGGAUUGCCCCAAAUGUGGCGGCCAGCUUCUUCACUUCGAUCGGUCCGACAAUGUCUCGGGCUCUCCUUGAUUUGUCCUCAUCUCGGUCAUCUGUUUCUUUUCGCUCUUCGGCGAUCCUUCUUUUAUCUUGCUCCUUUUGUUUCUACUUUCUUCCUUUCUCUUGAUUCCCCUUUUGUUCCAUCCGUCACAAACCCUCCGGCCUGAAAGAGGUUUUGGUGCGGAUUGAUGAAAAGGGAGACGAGUGUCGCAAGUUUUAUUACUCCCCUAUUCCUUGCAGUCACGUUGCCUUCUUGUCAUCCUCAGUUCAUCUUCUUUCUUGCUUUUCUUGUUUAUUUUACUCUUGUCUAAGUGUGGAGUUUAUCUAGGGAGGCCCAUUCGAGUUGCAGAGAGAGAGAGAGAGAGAGAGAGAGAGAGAGAGAGAGAGAGUUUUUCUGAUAAGAAGAGCCAGCCAAGAAGAGGGUCAAAGUGGGAGAAAGAGGAGAUGGGAAUAACUUAUUAUUCGUAAUGAUUGCGACGCGUUGCUGGUACUGAUGCUCCUCAUUUCCUCGGUUUCUCAAAUUUGUGUCCCUCAUUUUCUUUAUUCUCUUUCAUCGUUUGUACUUUGGACACAGUUCAUUUUUCAUUUUUUUUUCUUCUCUUGCAAUGCUUGUUUUUUCAUAGUUCUUUUUUUUGGGGGGGUGACACUUGAGGAGUUGCAGCCGAAUCGAAACCCGGGUCGUCGCAUUUGCAGACAUCCUCUCGAUCGGUGAGCCUUUGUGAAUGGCAGACGAGCAAGAAUCUGAAGCUAUAUGCGAUUCUUAAUCUUCAAUGGUGUUUUUCCUUUGUCUCUUCGAUCGAGCUGGAGGUAGGAAAAUGAAGAAUCUCUUUCUCUCUCUCUCUCUCUCUCUCUCUCUGUGACCAAGUCCUUUUGCGAAGAGAAGAGCUACAUUGUAUCUAUCCCCUUGGCCAGCAUUUGAUUCCAAGCUUCACGUGCCAUUUUCUGUGUCCUGACUGGUCGAACAGCUCAAAGAUGAAUAAGUCUCCGGUGUUUUUUUCUAUUCAAUGGCUGUUGAGCUUUGCUAUAGACUUUUGAAAUUAGAACAAUAUAAAUAAUACCCAGUUUUCGUUA
Eucalyptus grandis is the source of this 1840-nucleotide messenger RNA. RefSeq lists its product as hypothetical. The transcript has 2 exons. The coding region runs from base 203 to 802 and encodes 199 amino acids. Lineage: Eukaryota; Viridiplantae; Streptophyta; Magnoliopsida; Myrtales; Myrtaceae. The record is from RefSeq and is a predicted model, not a curated record. Gene Ontology annotation, molecular function: protein binding.